CGAUAUAAGAGCGCCUGCCGCGCGGGUAGCUUCGCGUUGGAGGCUUCGCAUAAAUCAUGCAGUGACCCCAUCUGGUGACGCGACACCAGGGUUCACAGGUUGCAUGCUGUCUCCAUCUAUAUAUCGGUACCUUCAAGUGUUAGGAGAGGCAUGUCUUUAUGAAUGACUUCAGGGAGCGAGCAAACUGAGACAGUAGACACCCCAGGCAGAAACUGCGUGUAGAUAGCUAGCUCAUAUGAUACAACAAUCUGUCUCACCCUAGCUGGUUUUGAGCGCGUCCAAGUCUGAACCAAAUACCCCUGUAAUGACAACCUUUACGUCACCCCACUAGAAUUGACCGAUGGCAACCUUCAAAGGCCUGCCUUUCCUCUCGUGGUUUACACAAUCUGACUGGCACAGAGGAGAGCAGCACACGCCGGUGGGUUCGGCAUAAGAUUAUGCUGCGCUAUCCAUCAGGCGCUUCGCACGCAGACACCAGACAUCGCCGGGGUGUGUCCAUCUGACGAGGGAACCUCUCUGCGCAAACCCACGAGCCGACGUCUGAUAGAAAACCGGCCCAGGACCUCUCGUCUGUCUAGGAUAUCAAUUUUCCCCCGUUACUGACCCUCUCCACCUCUCCAGGGCUUGACCUGAACCGUCCACACACGCCGAAGCGCAGCGCAUUGGCCGGCUGCCAGCCAAAAGCCGGUUUAGGCAGACGCAGUAUCGGACGACAGGCCGAGUUGCAGGGGAAAAACGUUGCCGCAUCCUGUUAUCGAGCCCGGAAAAUUCGGGCGGUGUCUCUCUGCAACAGUACAGCAGACUGUCUUCUCCACGCUUCGUGUACGAUAUAUACAUUUGUGCUGCGCGACGGCGUCAAGAUUGCCGGGCAGGAGAAAGUGGAGGACGUUCCCCCGCCGUUCGAGGUCGCCCAUCUCUGCCUGCUGGUGGCGAAACUCUUCAGCCUCCGCCCCCGGGAGUUCGCGCCCGAGGACAUGCAGGAGGGAAACUACCCUGAGCCCGACCCCACCGCGCCUAUCAGGGUGGUCCCGAAAAGAACCUAUACCGACAUCCCCUGCGGUGGAGGAGUGCCCGGGAAGAUCUCGCGAGACUUGAACCCGGAUCCCGCGAGACAGGAUGAACCCUCGCGAGAAGAGCCGAGACUGAAGCGACGGCGCGUGCGCACUGAGUGGACCCCCAGCAGGGAGGAGGCUUCCGAAAUGGCGGCCGGCUGUUGUGGUGUGAAGAAACAGAAGGUCUCUCAGGAUUCGCACCACAACAACGGCUAUCGGCUGAGUCUAUACCCCAUCAAUGGGGUGGAGAGAAGGCUGGUGGUCAGCACCGAGAUGUGCUGCUUCUGUUUCGACGUGCUGUACUGCCAUUUGCACAGCUUCGAGCAGCCCAAAGUGCCGAGGUUCACCAACGACCCAUAUCCGCUGUUUGUGACCUGGAAGACCGGGCGCACACGCCGUCUGCGGGGCUGCAUGGGCACCUUCACAGCUAUGAACCUCCAUGGUGGACUCAGGGAAUACACUCUCACUAGUGCUUUGAAGGACAGUCGCUUUGCCCCGAUCAGUCGUGACGAGAUGCCGCGGCUGCACUGCUCCGUGUCUCUCCUCACCAACUUCGAAGAUGCAAAAGAUUACCUCGACUGGGAGAUUGGCAUCCACGGGAUUAGGAUAGAGUUUGUGAAUGAGAAAGGGUCCAAGCGCACAGCAACCUACCUACCUGAAGUGGCCAGGGAACAAGGCUGGGAUCGAAUACAGACCAUAGACUCGCUCCUGCGCAAGGGUGGAUACAAGGGCCUCAUCACGAACGACGUGCGUCGCAGUAUACGACUGACGCGCUACCGCUCCGAGAAGAUGACCGUCGGCUAUGCAGAGUACAUCGCUCACCGCAACAACAACAACCACCAGUACAAACACUUAGCUAACGGCUGCACCUCCAAGGUUUUAUGAUGACGGCUGGCAGUCACAUAGAGAUGGGCAGUGAAAUCACAACCAUUUUUUUUAUAUGAAAUGAGAGAAAACAAAACCUUCCUUUUUUUUUUAAAUUGUUGUUACAAUGUUUGAGUUUUUUUUUAAAGAGAGAGUGUUCUCCCAGAAAGGAUUCGAGAGUUUACUGGAAGUAUUUACUACCAGGUUCCGAUGCCUGCUCAGUUAGAGUUUCACUACUCAGCUAUAAUGAUGCUAAACGUUUUUCAAUUUCUGUAGUAAGCUUUGCACCCUCACAGUAUUUUCAUGACAUUGUAGACUGGCUUUUGUUAGCAUCUGUACAUACCUUUGUUUUGGCUUUCACGGUAGCAUGCAGCUAGUGAAGCAUUCUUUUUGACUUUCCUAUGUUAAUGUUUCUUUAGAUAUAUCCUUGUCUAAUGGAAGAUGCCCAAUAAAGAAAGUAGGUUUGAAUUUCGCUUGGUGCAUGUGCAUCUAAAUUGCCCAGUUUUCUC
This is a messenger RNA of Branchiostoma floridae (Florida lancelet), 2425 nucleotides long. Its product is annotated as AMMECR1-like protein. NCBI's taxonomy places the organism in Eukaryota, Metazoa, Chordata, Leptocardii, Amphioxiformes, Branchiostomatidae. The record is from RefSeq and is a predicted model, not a curated record. Bases 975 to 1937 code for a protein of 320 amino acids. The transcript has 6 exons.